Pediculus humanus corporis (human body louse) is the source of this 1431-nucleotide messenger RNA. Its product is annotated as sugar transporter, putative. Gene Ontology annotation, biological process: transmembrane transport. Gene Ontology annotation, molecular function: transmembrane transporter activity. The record is from RefSeq and is a predicted model, not a curated record. The transcript is spliced from 3 exons. NCBI's taxonomy places the organism in Eukaryota, Metazoa, Arthropoda, Insecta, Psocodea, Pediculidae. Gene Ontology annotation, cellular component: membrane. The coding region runs from base 1 to 1431 and encodes 476 amino acids.
AUGCCAAAAUCUUUAAGUAUAUAUUUUGAAAGUGCCACACAACAUUUUUCACAGGUUUUGGCAACUUUGGCUGUUUCUUUAGGACCUUUUGCUGCAGGCCUUGGUAAAGGUUAUAGUUCUCCAGCUCUUGCUUCAUUGGAAGAACAACAACUACAACCUCACAACACUUCGACUUUUGUCGUGUCACCUCAACAAGCAUCUUGGAUAGCUAGUUUGUCUUUGUUCGGGGCUUUGUUUGGGGGUUUAUUAGGAGGAAUGGCUAUGCAAUUCGGUAGAAAAAAAAUUAUUUUAGGUGCUUCCCUUCCGUUUUCUCUAUCUUGGCUCAUGACUGUGUUUGCAACGAGUGUUGAAAUUAUGUACUUUGCCGCAUUUGUUGGAGGUUUCUGUUGCGCGAUCGUGCUCUUGGUAUCACAGGUAUAUAUUAGCGAAAUAUCUGCACCAGAUAUCAGAGGCGGAUUGAGUGCGGUCCUUAAAAUUGUCGGUCACACGGGAACACUUGUGAGUUUUGCUUUCGGAGCUUAUUUAAAUUGGAGAGAACUUGCUUUAUUGGUAUCGGCUGCUCCGAUUAUGUUAUUUGCAGUUGCAUUUUACAUACCGGAAACUCCUAGUUUUUUAGUGCUCGCUGGUAAAGAUGACGAAGCAAAAGAGUCUUUGCAAUGGCUUCGCGGUCCAAACGUUGAUAUUUGUAAAGAACUAGCCACCAUUCACGCAAACGUAUUGACAAGAGCUCAACGGAACAGCACCAGGAGAUCGAACAUAAAAAAUAUAAGCAUUCAACUUUCGAAACCGAUUUUUAUAACUUGCGGUUUGAUGUUUUUCCAAAGAUUUUCCGGCGUGAAUUCAUUUAAUUUUUACGCCGUCACGAUUUUUCGAAAAACGUUCGGUGGCAUGAAUCCACACGGCGGUGCGAUAUCAGUCGGUUUUGUUCAAUUACUUGGAUCUAUGCUUUCUGGCCUUUUAAUUGAUGUUGUCGGUCGUUUACCUUUACUCAUAGCAAGCAGUGUUUUUAUGUCUAUGGCUUUAGCCGGCUUCGGUUCUUAUUCGUAUUAUCAAGAUGUUCGAAAAGAAAACAAUUAUAAUUUUUCCGAGUCUUACGCUGCUCAGUGCGAUUGGAUUCCUCUUCUCUGCGUAUUGGUAUUCACAGUAGCAUUUUCAUUGGGGAUCAGUCCAAUAUCCUGGCUCUUGAUAGCAGAACUAUUUCCGUUAGAAUAUCGAGGAUUCGGAAGUGCUAUAGCUUCGUCUUUCAGUUAUUUCUGUGCAUUUAUUGGAGUGAAAACAUUUGUGGAUUUUCAACAACUCUUCGGCCUUCACGGAGCGUUUUGGUUUUACAGUGCCAUAUCAAUCAUCGGAUUAUGGUUCGUCAUAUGCUUCAUACCGGAAACAAAAGGUUGCAAUUUAGAAGAAAUGAAUCAGGCAUCUUUUCCUACCUAG